Messenger RNA from Drosophila busckii, 449 nucleotides. It is a transcript of the gene RpI12, whose product is annotated as DNA-directed RNA polymerase I subunit RPA12. The record is from RefSeq and is a predicted model, not a curated record. The transcript has 3 exons. Lineage: Eukaryota; Metazoa; Arthropoda; Insecta; Diptera; Drosophilidae. Gene Ontology annotation, molecular function: nucleic acid binding; DNA-directed RNA polymerase activity; zinc ion binding. Gene Ontology annotation, biological process: termination of RNA polymerase I transcription; DNA-templated transcription. The coding region runs from base 35 to 400 and encodes 121 amino acids. Gene Ontology annotation, cellular component: RNA polymerase I complex.
GACAUAAACAUGCGCACAUUUUUUGUGAGUUAAAAUGGAAAUAUUUAAUAAUCGCCCGGGUUUUUGUCCAUCUUGUGGAUCGCUUUUGCCGCCACUAGCUGUAAAAGGCAAUGUCAUCUGCUAUAACUGCAAGCAAGAGUUUCUGCCUGAUGUUUAUAGCGGCGAGAGUUCAGAGUUUACAAUACACUUUAACACCUAUGAUCCCAACAAGUUGCUGAAGAAGAGCCAUGGCGAGUCGGAAGACGCAGAAGCCGAUGGUCCCGUUGUAGAACGCAAAUGUCCCAAGUGCGGUCACGAGAAAAUGUCCUAUGCCACCUUACAGCUACGCUCGGCAGAUGAAGGACAGACUGUAUUUUUUACCUGUCUAAAAUGCAAAUAUAAAGAAUCUGAGAAUUCGUAAACUUCGUCUAACUUCUUACUAUUAGUAUGUGUAAAUAAAAUAUCCUACA